Molecule: messenger RNA, 5414 nt
Organism: Pteropus alecto (black flying fox)
Lineage: Eukaryota; Metazoa; Chordata; Mammalia; Chiroptera; Pteropodidae
Gene: PODXL
Product: podocalyxin like
Biological process (GO): negative regulation of cell-cell adhesion; cell migration; regulation of microvillus assembly
Cellular component (GO): microvillus membrane; apical plasma membrane
Source: RefSeq, a predicted model, not a curated record
GUAUUGUCCAUCUCGUAACAGACACUGUAGCCUCAGUCGAGAAUCACUCAGAUUCACUAUCCACUGGUGAACAGGCGGAUCCAGCCAUAGCCAAACCAAGCAUCGUAACAACCAGUGAUACGGUCAGUGCAAACACAAAGAUGGCACCCAGCGACUCGGAAAAAUCGGGGAUACCAGCCUCAGACAAGAAUAUUGCCAUUGCUACUGGCUCAAAGACGACUCAAGAUCCAGCUCAGAAGUCUAUUACACCAACUACUGUCCUGAUGAAGACCGAAACCAAAAGCAGCCAGGAUGGACUUAAAACUGCACCUGGAACGAAAGUCCAAAGUAGUCCCAGUGUUACUGCGAGCAUGACCACGCAGGGAGGUCGCACGGACCUCCAAUCUACACAACAUCUGAGUAGCUCCACAGACAACAGUCCUGCCCUUUCUUCCUUGACCACCCCAGCGAGCACACAACAGCUGACUCCAGGCUCUCCCAAGGGACCAGACCAAAUGACGACAGCUUCAAGUAGUUCAGGCACAACGGCAGGUUACACCUUCACCCCUUCACAUCCGAGGACGGCUACCACACUGAGAUCAUCGAUUACCUCGCAAGAUCUGCCGACCCCCAGCAAGAUGCCAGCCAUCACUGGGAACCAUUCCUCCACCCCGGGGACCCCUUCCUCCAUCCCUGGGAUAGCGACUUCUUUGUCCAACACUCUGCAGCCUACGUCUUCAUCGGGACCUGUGGCCACAUCUUCUGGCGGAACCACAAGCUUCCGUACUCAGUUGGCUCCAACUGCCCCCCAAGACUCCAACAUCUCUACUCCCCCCUCGGUUUUCGAGGAUGACAGGAUAACCUGCACGAAGACCGACCGAAGUCUGAACGAGUCGAUGCUCAUCUUGAACCUCACGAAAACCGUCCACUGCGCGGGGAGCCCUCUGGAUGACAAACUGGUCACACUUCUGUGCCGAGCGGCUAAAUCUGCCUUGAACCCAACUCAAGACCAGUGCCACAUACAUCUGAUAGUCAGUUCAGAAGGCCAGGCAGUGGCAGUCGAAGAGAUCACUAUUCGAACAAAACUCGUUCUUAAGGACGUAUAUGAAUCGCUGAAAGACAAAUGGGAUGACCUGAAGGAGAUGGGAGUCAAUGACAUGAAGCUUGAGGGUCAAGGACCACCAGAUGAGACUGAGGACCGGUUCAGCAAAAAUAUUGUCUGCAUGGCAUCCUUUCUGCUCCUCGUGGCGGCCCUCUAUGGCUGCUGCCACCAGCGCCUCUCCCAGAGGAAGGACCAGCAACGACUAACGGAGGAGCUGCAGACCGUGGAGAAUGGUUACCAUGACAACCCAACACUGGAAGUGAUGGAGACCUCAUCAGAGAUGCAGGAGAAAAAGGUGGUCAACCUUAACGGGGAGCUGGGAGACAGCUGGAUCGUCCCCCUGGACAACCUGACCAAGGAUGACCUAGAUGAGGAGGAAGACACACACCUCUAAUCCGGUCUGCUGGCGGCCUCCGACGGUGCCACAGAGCUCCAGACCGGACCACCUCAAGUGCCAUUGGGACAGGGGAGGAAAGUCCUUCCCAUUUGAGGGAAAGACUGGGGAGGGAGCAGACUUGGAGGGUUCCCUCCUCCUAAUCCCGCAAAGGGCCUUAAUUUUUCUCUUUCAAACUGAACAAAUCAUAUCCUGUCUAGAUUCCUCUUGUAAAAUAACCUACUAGUGCCUGAGCUCAGUGCUGCUGGAAGAUGAGAGAGAGGAAGGGAAACCAAGAGUGAGCCAUACUGGGGACGUAGAGAUCAGCUAGUCGAAUCCCUUCAUUUCACAGAUGAGAUGACUGAAGCCCGAAGAGGGUAAAGUCAAGGGUGACACAGCCACUUGGUGACAGAGUCAGGAUGAAAACAGAUUCCUUCCUGCAGGCCAGUGCUCGUUCCACCCUGCCACACUGCUGCGAUCCCUCGUGCCCUCCCUCCAGAGCUGCCCCGGGCUGGGGGUGGAGCUGCCAGAUGAUGGAUGGGACAGAAGGGAGAGCAGCGGGGCCCGAUCCUGCCUCAGCGGGAUCUGGUUCCUUGAAAGCAUAGGUCCCAGUUCUGUCUCCUACCCCAGCCUCGUCUGCCAUUGUUCUCGUCCCCUUUGUUCUUCCCCUUCCAUUCACUCGAUUUUUAUUCCCAUUCUGCCCCAGGAUCUUGAGACUAACACAGGUCAUUCAUGACCUUGAACCCCUUGUCUGGAUUCUGGUUUCCUGCCAUUUGCUUAGUGAGACUGGGACUUGGACCACACGAGACUCCCAGCGUGAACGAGGUCUGCUUAGGGGUCCGUCUACAGGUGGAGAGCUGGGGAAGCCCUUCCUCCCCGGGUGUGUCCUGGCCCAUCACCCAAGGGACUCCCUGAAGAGGCUUCCCAAGUGUUCCAUUGGCCUCUCUUCCCCACCAGGGGCUAAAUUCCACAGCUAAUGAAGGCAAAGGGUUCCUAUACUGUUGUUCACUGCUCAGCCAACGGGGGUGAAAAUCCCAGCUAGGAAACCCCAAGAUUAGCGCGAAUGGGCGGCAUUCGGACAGACUUUCCCAGGGCCCCAGUCAGCAGAGAGGGCGUCUUGACAGACAAUCGAAGGAAGGCCGGGGAGGCUAGGCUCUUCUAUUUCAUAGGAAACUCAGGGACUUUUCAAGUUGCUGAGAGUUUUGUUAUGUUUUCUAACCCAGCCCUCUACUGCCUAAGGCCAAAGCUCAAAUUGUAGAGACUUUCAGUGAGCUAAACUCACUGAUUAGAGUCUCCUGUGCCAUAGGGCAAGAGAGGCCUAGAACAUGAGGUGCAUUUUAAGGUGCAUAACGGGCAGCCCGGGGGCAUGGCCGUCUGUCUGUUCUCGGUAACCCCUCACUGUCCUGGCAUGGAGCCAUGUCCUCUUCUCUGUAGUCCUAGUGGGGCUGCCCUGUUGUCCUGCAGUUUCUGGUAGCAUCUCAGGGAAAUAAAAUACUAUCUGUUCCUCAGUAGAGGAGAUCUGAGGGGCUCAGCAGUUAGCCACCAUGUAGGAAGACUAGGCGUGGUGAGGUUUAAUCUGAUUUUCUGACGAGAGAAUCCUGUGUGGGAUUUUGAACUUUGCCCAUGGUCACUAUUGUUCCUGGGCGUAAGAUCCCUGGAAUUAACUAGGAAGAUGGGCAGCACUGCUUAGGAGAGUGAAAACUGUCAUUUCGGGCCAAGAGUCAGAACCCCAGAAUGCAGAGGGAUGGUUCUGAUGACAUAGGCUCUCAGAUUUGGGAUAGAUUCUUUUAUUAAAAGGGGAGGAGUUUAAGGGGAAGAUCUGUGUCCCUCCGUGGCUGCCUGAUUCCUUCUUCAUAGCUUCUCGCCCGUUGGCUUUGGGGUUCAAGUAGGGGCCCCAGUGAAUUUCUCAAGAGUUAGAGAGAUACAAAGCUAACAAGGAUCCAAAAGCAUUCGCCCUGGUUCUCUAGCAUGUGGAGGUUGGCAGGAUGGAGAACAGUGCCAGUUUGGGGGAAAAGGAAGGAUAUCUUGUCAUGUUGGGAAAAGAUCUGGUCACUUCCUUCCUGUCCCGUAUUUGGUUCUUUCUAUCAUGGUGUCUGUGGGAAAGGCCAGGCCGGAUUACGGCUCCUAUGCUGAUUCUGCGUAACAUUUCACCAGCCAGGCCUUGAGACCGAGGUAGCAAAUAUGCCUCUGCAAACUGAUCAAAGGUCGCAACCUGUAGGCCUCUUGGGGAGAUAGACAAUGCCUGGAAUGACUGUGGCUCUAAGGAGACCUCUGAGAAGCACUGGGCUGGUUCAGAGGUUCCUUCUUGAGGUCCAUCCACAUUGUGUUACUCUAGCUUUUUAGGGCAACUUCAGAAUCCAAUACCUUGCCUCGGCUUGUUCUUGCCACUAGACAUCUAUGUCAAAGGCCACAGAGCCAUGCAUCUGCAAAGGACAUCUUCUUCCCAUCUUUCUACUGGUUUCUAAAUGCUGUCAGGUAAUUCAGAUUCUGGGGCUGAGAAGAGAGAAGAGGAAUACCGGCCACUCAGCAUGACUUUGAACAAGUUAUACCAAAGAGAUGAUAAACUCUUUACUUCAGUGACACACUGGUUUUCCUAAGCUGCACAAAAGGCUAGAAACCAUGCCUCUGAUGACUGGACAAAAUCCAGUGGGAAACAUGCUGUCAUAAGCGGGGGGAGAAGCAGCAAUGCUUACGAAGGAGGCACAGAAAUAUGCUUUGCAUCGUAAGACAGGAUACGGGUUUAAUCUAGACACAAGGUUCUUUUUCCCCCCUUUGGUAAGGAAAGUUGGCAGAAAGUUCAUUUAAACCACUUCCAAGAUUUAUCCUUUUUGACAAUAUGCUGGAGAAACUUUGAAAAAUAAGUUCGAGCUGAUACAUAUAUACGUAUUUUUUGAUAAUGUAAAUAAAAGUCACAUAUUAAUCCACCCUGUACUGCUUUAAGUGAAUAUACUUUGGAAAAACAUUUGUUAGCUAAGAGAGAUGGCUUUAAAAACAAAAACAAAACAGGAAUGUAAAUGUCUAUUUUACUAGAAAUGACAAGUUUUUUUAUUUUUCUUUAAUGAAAAACGAAAUUUAAGAUAGGCUGAUGACAAAGUAUUUGUCUUGAGUAAUGGGCAUUUUUAAGUAUGAUCCUCAUCCUUCCCCGGCAAAGUCCCAGCCUAUUAUAGUAAGGGUUGGAGUCAGUAUACACUCAUUGGAAAGUGACAUUCUAGUCAUAGGGAGAGGGUGUUAGAGACCUAGUCCAAUAUUUUUCUUUAAAGAGAAAACCUGAAGCCCAGAAAGAUAAGUGACUUGGCCAAAAUCAUGUGGUUAGCGACAGAAACCGGAUUAAAACAUGUGCUGGAAGACUGUCCAGUGUCGUGUGCCUCAGAACCAAAUUAAAGACAGGCACCAGAAUGACACAGAGGGCUGAAUUCCCUUCUCAAAUCCUAUCUUGCAGCAAGGCUAGGGAGGGCAUGAAGACAAAAACAGAAACCUUACUGGUCUUCCACAUUCUGAGUUAUUUAGGUCUAAGACUUAAAUGAACAAUUCUGUUGGGGGAAAAAGAAAGUUUUGAAUGAGCUUUUAUAUGAUCUGCUACUAGCAGGACUAAGGAUCCAGAGGAACAAGACAGGGGAAGGCAGAGGGACAAGAGUAAAGCAAAGGCAUCUCUUUCAUCAUUGUCACCAGCUGAUUCACUGAGGUUUGGUGAAAACCCAACACUGGGUGAAAGAAGGCGAUUAUCACUUGAUGUGGGUCUUUUCUGUUAUUCGUGAAUUUUAAGCAGUUUGCCCAGGAGACUGGGGUGGGGGGGGGCGGGGGGGGCAUAUGUCUUAGUGGACAGGGGUCUGAAGUACACUGGAAUUUACUGAGAAACUUCUUUGUAAAGACUAUACUUAAUUAUUGCCAUUUUUCUUACAAAAAUAUAUUUUGGAAAAUUGUAUACUGUCCAUUAAAGUGCUUUUGUGUAAGCUGGCUCGA